Molecule: messenger RNA, 2652 nt
Organism: Labeo rohita (rohu)
Lineage: Eukaryota; Metazoa; Chordata; Actinopteri; Cypriniformes; Cyprinidae
Gene: borcs6
Product: BLOC-1 related complex subunit 6
Biological process (GO): lysosome localization
Cellular component (GO): BORC complex
Source: RefSeq, a predicted model, not a curated record
UACGACAAAUAUUUAGUGCGGACUCGGUUGGCAACCUUCAUCCUGGGCGAAGAGCUGCAGCGGGUGGAGGGAUGAGCCACUCUUCUGUGACCGGUCAGGAUGCGCAAGAAGCAAGCAAUGGUGUCGAUACCUCUGACUCUCCCAGGGCCUCAGAUUGGUUAGGACCUCAUGGAUUCACCACCCAGGGGUUAAAGUUCAGGGAUGGGUCUGAUUAUGAACCUCAUGAGGGGUCUCCUGUCCUGUCAGAGACUCUAAAACACACAUCUCACCACAAGGACUCAUGUAGAGAGACACACACACUCCAGUUACACACAGACCACUCAGAGUCACCGCCUACAGACUCACUGGUUCAACACAACCAGUGUGCACAUAUUCCAACUGAAGACAGCUCACACGAGGACACACGCUCCUGUGAGACUGACGUAAUACAUGGCUGCUCUAAAAAAGAACUGGAAGAAUGGAGAGGGGAGGAGGAUGAGAGAGAGACAAGUGGCGGAGAGGUGAACAAUGUCCACGAGAGAGAGAUCAAGCAAAAGGAGACUCUUAUUUCUGUACAGCCAGUUGGUACACUCGAACACCCUCCCACUUGCUCUGAACAUGAUGAAUGGGCCGAUCCCGAUUCGUCGGAUGAAGUCCAACCAAAUUCUUCCAAUUCUCCUGAUGAGGCCCCGCCCCUUGUUCCGGCCCCUCCCCCCGACCAGGCCCCACCCCCUCUGCUGCCAGACCUGGACGAUUCUCCGUGCCCGGCUCACGUGAUGGCUGAGGUACGUGUGCGGUCGGUACCAGAGCGGGAUCGAGUCGUGCGUGGCAUGCAGGACAGUAAAAGCCUGGAUGAGAUCAGUGGGGCAUGUGGGGGUGGACCACGGGGAGGCGGAGCUAGAGGUGGCCAGGCUGAAGGACGACGAGCUACCAUAUCCAGUGCACUCGAAUUAGAGGGAACCGUCAGCCAUGAUGGAGAUCUCACGCACUUCAUCACCAAAAAUCUUGAACAGAAGAUUAAAAUGAGCUCGCGGCCGAGUCUGGACACGGAUUCCGACUGUUCUGGACCUGUUGUACGUGGCCGUGGCUCUUUGCGUCGGCCGGCUGAUAUUCCGCCCAUUGACCCGUCAGUGCUGGUAGACCUGCACAAACACACACAGGAUGUGGCUCAGAGUGUAGAACUGAUGCUGCGAAGCCUCAAUGGAACUAUCCAGAAUAUGACUGCUUUAAGUGUGGGUUAUAUCCAGACAUACAGAGAUUCUGUGGACAGUUUGGGAGAGUCAGUGGACAUGAGUAUAAAGGGAAUGUACACGCUCAUGGCGCGCUGUGAGGAGCUAGAUCGCUCCAUGCAACCUAUACAUGCUCUAGCUGCUCAGAUCAGAGACAUCAAACGAACCCUCGAUGCCCUGGAGACCAUCUGCAAGUAACUGUGGCAACAAACCACACCCCCUGUCUGAGUGGGAACUCCACCCCUUUGACAAAAACAGUGGCUCCGCCUUCUGCAGUCUUUCUGCUACACACCGUGCAAUGGAACCAUUUUGCUAAUUAUAAUGUUUACUAGCAAUGCUCUGCAAGUGCUCAUCCCCUUAGAGACAGCUUGGUUCUCACCCUUCCCCUCGGAGGCCACAUCUUUAACCACCUCCUUUUAUUGUGGCUCCUCCCCUCUAGAAUGUCGCACGGCAAAAAAGUAUCGACUCCUCCCUGUGAUUCAUGCCGUCCAACAUCCUUCACAUGACCACAGGAAGCACUCUGUGUUGUUGUUGGCUCCUGGGCAACUGAUUGGUGUUAACGUUGCCCCUGUUUAUGAAGUGAGUGUGUGUGGACUUAUCAGUGGGUGUUUUGAACGGUUGCGUUGGUGUUAAAUGCACCAUCUGUAAUGGCCUCAAAUUUAAAACAUAGAGUAAAACACCAGUAUUCACCAGUUUGGAAGCCAUGCUCUGUGUAUACUUGUUCCUCCCGGACGUCUGUGUUUUUGCAGGAUGGAUGCUAUGCAUCCCAGAUCAGUUCCUCUUUUCACAGCGACCAUUAUUACAUGAAUAGUUCACCUGAAAAUAAAUUCUGAUAUCAUUUAUUCACCCUUAUGUUGUUUGAAACCUGUAUGACUUUUCUUCCUUGAAGUGGAAAAGGAGAAUUUUUGAAGACAGUCAUCAUAAAUCUUGAGGAACAACAUAUUUUUCAGCCUGUUUCUCACACAAGGAAAGAAAGCUAUCUUCAAAAUGUCUUCUUUUGUGUUCCUCAAAGGAAAGAAAGUCAUAAAGGUUUGGAAGGACAUGAGAGUGAGUAAAUAAUGGCAGAAUUUUCUGUUUUUGGAUGAGCUAUUCCUAACAUAAGCAUCGUAAAGGCCCGUCUUCAGAUAUUGGACUCUUGAUUACUGUAUUGAGAGUCAUGACAAAUGUCCUGCCCGUUUGUUCAAUCGUUUUGUCGUCUGCAACUGUUCUUCACGAGAAACAACCCCACAAAUCAGAGGAAGGUCAAGAAAGACUGGAGGUGGGUGGAUGGAUGAAAGUUUAUUUUUGCAAAUGAUCUUUACCUUUCUCUGUUCAUGUUUGAACCGUCUCUCUCUCUUUGUCACUGUCUUGCUAACUAUAACCCUAAUUUGUCCAACAAUCCGUCAUCAAUGUAUAUUUUAAAUUAUUGUAUAAACCAAAAUAAAUUUGCUAGAAUGAUCCUUGA